AUGGCGGGCGAUAGCAUUGACGAUGACGAAUACGUUGCGCGCCUACUCAAGCAAGAUGCUGUAGACGCCUCGAAGAAGUACAGUUUUGUGGGCCUGGAUGCCUUCCACCCAAAGAGGCUAAGAUCAGACGCUCCGAAGCCGAACACCAACUUUCUGCGACAUAUCAUCCGCCAAACCGAUAGCCACAACGCAGCGUUGCUGGCUCGAGAGGCGAAAGACUCGCGCGCACGCCUGCGACAGCUAGAUACCGCAAAGAACGGCAGUAACGAUCGAACGCAGAACCCACGAAGCAGAAAAGAGGACGACUACGACCGUCGUGAACGGAGGGCUGAAGGCCGGGGGCGCCAUCGUGUGAGCAGUGACGAGAACCAGGAUAGAAGGAGCUUUAAGAAAUCAGCACAUGCGCGACGUGCAUCGGGAGACGAGGGAAGUCGGCACAGAAGACGACGCAGUGCGGACAAGGCAGAACGGCCGGCGUAUCGCUCCGACUCUCGACGCGAAAGCGAGCAUCACACUCAAAGGAACACAGACAAAGCACAAUCCUCACGAAAUUCAGAGCACCGCAGCCGUAAACGCGCAAGAGAACGAUCCGUUUCAGUGUCUAGAACCAAUACGCGUUCUCCUUCGCCUUGUUCCAGCCGAUAUGACAAAGCUUCCAAGCGGGACCGAAGUCCUCGCUCGCCCAGAAAGAGAUCGAGAAGUCCACCAAAACGAGGCGAACAGUACCAAAGCAGGCGCGCGUCACGAACGAGAGCAAGACGAGACCCCUCAAUUGAAGACGAUUCUGAUCCACUCGAGGCAAUCGUGGGACCACUACCACCGCCGAAACCGCCAGCCGUGCGCUCCCGCGGUCGAGGUGCACGCAAAGGCGAUGCAGAAGGCAUCAAUGCGCGCUUCUCCUCGACCUAUGACCCAGCGAUGGAUAUCGAUGCGUUCUCAGACAAAGGUGAUGACUGGGGCGACGCUGUCGAAGCAUAUCGCGAUCGUCAGCGAUGGAAGCAACAAGGAGCAGAAAGGCUCAAGGCAGCCGGGUUUAGCGAGGAGCAGGUGAAGAAGUGGGAACGAGGCGACGAGAAAACCGAGGAAGACGUCAGAUGGACCACGCGGGGCCAGGCGAGGGAAUGGGACAGAGGGAAAGUGGUUGAAGCGGAUGGAGACAUUGGGCAUAAGGCCGCGUGGGCGGACAAGUGAGCACCAGGCGUAUUGUAAUAAGUUAGAGGCAUGCGUAUUACUGUCUUGUGAAAUACCUAUUCUAUGGUAACACGCUGUGCUUGGACUCUUGACGUAAAACACUGCCC
This is a messenger RNA of Paraphaeosphaeria sporulosa, 1298 nucleotides long. RefSeq lists its product as uncharacterized. Lineage: Eukaryota; Fungi; Ascomycota; Dothideomycetes; Pleosporales; Didymosphaeriaceae. The coding region runs from base 1 to 1191 and encodes 396 amino acids. The record is from RefSeq and is a predicted model, not a curated record. The transcript is spliced from 2 exons.